This is a messenger RNA of Schistosoma turkestanicum, 1442 nucleotides long. The record is from the annotation of a GenBank genome assembly. NCBI's taxonomy places the organism in Eukaryota, Metazoa, Platyhelminthes, Trematoda, Strigeidida, Schistosomatidae.
GAAUUGGCUAGGUCCCAGUGUCACUUCACUAGUCGAACAAACUUAUUUCCCUUGUCGUAGAAAAGAAACAUAACCACAGUUUAAAGUCUUUUGAUGGUAAAUUUGCAUAUGCUCUCAUCGGAUAAGUGAUAAGAACAUUGAAUAAGUCCUCAAGUCUUGAAAAAUUACUUGUAUGUCGAUUAUUAGAUUUCCUAUCAAACUGUCCACGAAUGAAACUCGUUACUUAAACAUGGGAUUAAAGCUCUAUCGAUUGAAGCAUUCAAAAGAAAGUUGGAUCAACUGAGACUAACAUAGGCUACCCAAACCUCUAUAUUGAACAAAUCGGUGGCGAAAAUUUCACUGGACAUUUAAAACAACAUAUGCAUAGCAAUAUUACCACAUGCUGAAACAUGAAACACUGAUAAGCCAGAGGAAAACCACACGGAACGAAACAUGGCGUUUAUCCCCGAAUACGAUAGCGAAAAUAGCGGCAAUAGCCUCUCUCUGAUUGGUUGCCGGAAUCAAGGUCAAAUGGUGAACAAAAAUGGAGUUUAACCGCAAUCUCUCCCCAGUUUGAUUUCAUAAGUAUGAAUAUAAAAGAUGAUAUUCAGAGUUUCAAUGUGGGUUCGUUAAAUCCAACAGUUGUAGAAAUUCGACAGUUGGAUGGAUCAAUCACCAAAAGUAAUAAAUAUGGCUCAGAAAUUGAAAAAGUUGAUAGAUGUAGUCGACCAGAACCUAAUUUCUCUUCUUAUGGUUUUAUUCCAAAUUUUAAUCCCGAUCUACAAAUAGGAAAGAUAAAUCUCCCGGAGUUUACAAUUUUAUUCGGUUCUGCUGAUGUUGCUCAAGAUUUGAAUCUAUUACAAGCUAAUCAUGUUACGCAUGUUAUUAACCUCGUUUCAGAUCUAGUACCAAAUUAUUUUCCAGAAUUCUUUCAAUAUCUAUCUCUUAUUGUUUAUGAUGAUUUAACAUUUCAAUUACGUGAUAUUAUACAUUGUUGUUGUGAUUUUCUCAAUGUUGUCAAACAAAAAGAAGGUUGUUGUUUUAUACAUUGUGAAGCUGGUCUAUCACGUGCACCAUCUAUUGUAAUUGCUUAUCUUAUUCUGAUAUACGAUUAUUCAUAUGAAGAAGCGUAUAAUUUAGUGAACAACUCUAGAAAUGUUUGUAUUAAUGUAAACUUCAGAUCACAGCUAAUGAGAUUAAGUUGAUUAUGUAAUAUAUAUUAUUUUUUUUAUUUUAUUUGGGUAAAAAAAUUCUAUUUUUCACUUUCUAUCAUCAUUACUGAAAUUAAUGACGCCGAAAAAAAUUAGGCGGAAUUACAAUUUCUGUCGUGUAUUUUGAAAUUUUUUUUACUUUUCAAGAUGACAUUGAAUUGUUUUUGAUAAUUUUAAAUUCUUACCGAACAAUUUAACAGAAUAUAUCAUAUAUUUAAUGAAUUAACAAAUUAUAAAUUAGUUACUGUCCUU